CCGUGGCAUUCGCGGCACCACAACCACUCCAUCCAAAGCCAGUGACCAUAACAACAGAACCAGCACCAGAGCCAAGGGCUGAGAACGGUUGGCCCAUGAAAUGUGUUUAAUUACCAAUUGCAACAAUUAACAGUUUCAAGUGCACAGCGAACGUCAUAAGAACGAGUAGGUGUUUAAACGUUGGCCAUAUCCACCACAAAGCGGAGUUUCAAAAUGGAACUGAAAGGUGUUCAUCAGCAGAAUGGUACCAGCAAUGGCACAGGUGCUGUAGGAGCAGAGGGAGAAUCGGCCCCACCAACUGCACCAGCAACAGCAGAAGCAGCCGCAUCUUUAGAAACCACAACAGAAAAGGUGGACGCGGAGCAGCAGAAGCCCGAGCGCACCAAUUGGGGCAAUGGCCUGGAGUUCCUCAUGUCCUGCAUAUCGGUGUCCGUGGGGCUGGGCAAUGUCUGGCGAUUCCCCUUCACGGCGUACGAGAAUGGUGGCGGUGCCUUUCUUAUACCCUACAUCAUUGUGCUCUUCCUGAUUGGCAAGCCCAUGUACUAUCUGGAAAUGAUCAUGGGACAGUUCACCAGCCAGGGCACUGUGAAGAUCUGGUCAGUGGUCCCCGGCUUUGUUGGCGUGGGCUACGGCCAGGCCUUUGCCACCAUCUGCAUCAUCACCUACUACUCCUCGCUGCUGGCCCUGACGCUCUACUAUCUCUUUGUGUCCUUCCAAUCGGUGCUGCCCUGGUCCUACUGCUGGGAAGAGUGGAUGAACUGUGUCGACUCGCGGCCGCAGGAGGACACGGAUGCUCUGCUCUUGAGCAGCAGCAACGUCACUAACGUCACCGCACUGACGGACACAGUGAAGCUUCAGAGCAGCUCCGAGCUCUACUUUUUGAAUGUGGUGAUUAAGGAGAAGAUGGACAUAUCCGACGGUAUUGGUGACCCCGACUGGAAGCUGACGCUGGCUCUGUUCGUCUCCUGGGUGGUCAUCUUCCUUGUGAUAAUGCGCGGUGUUAAGAGCUCCGGCAAAGCGGCCUACUUCCUGGCCCUUUUCCCCUACGUGGUGCUAUUCAUCCUGCUGGUCAGGGCCGUCACCUUAGAAGGUGCACGGGAUGGCAUUAUCUUCUUCCUGGAGCCGCAAUGGGGGGAGCUCUUGAAUCCCACAGUGUGGAAGAAUGCCGUCGUCCAGUGCUUCUUCUCGCUGGCCGUCGGCUCGGGGCCGAUCAUCAUGUUUGCCUCCUACAAUCGCUUCGAUCAUGGCAUCUACAGGGAUGCGAUGAUUGUGACCACCCUGGACACGCUGACGAGCUUGCUGGGCGGCAUUACGAUCUUUGCGAUUCUCGGCAAUCUGGCCCACAAUCUGCAGAUCGAGAACAUCCGUGAUGUGGUGCGCAGUGGCACUGGACUGGCAUUCAUCUCGUAUCCGGAUGCCAUCUCCAAGUUCCAGGCAGUGCCGCAGCUCUUCUCGGUGCUCUUUUUCUUCAUGCUGUUUGUCCUGGGCAUCGGAUCGAUUGUGGCCCUGCAGAGCACCAUUGUGACGAUCCUUUGCGAUCAGUUCAAGAGCUGGAAGUACUGGAAAGUGGCGCUGGCCACCUCCAUAUGCGGCUUCCUUAUGGGCCUGGUCUAUGUGACACCAGGUGGACAGUGGAUCCUCACGCUGGUAGACUUCUAUGGCGGCACCUAUGUGGUCUUCAUUUUAGCCAUUUUCGAGUUGGCAGGCAUUGUCUGGAUCUAUGGUAUGCAGAACUUUUGCGACGAUGUGGAGUUCAUGUGCAACCGAAGGGUGUCUCUAUACUGGAGAGUUUGCUGGUCCUUCUUCACGCCCGUCAUGAUGAUCGUCAUCUUCAUCUACUCCAUGGUUACCAUUGAGCCCAUUACCUACAGCGAACAGUUCUUCCCGGAGGCGGGAAAUGUGGCUGGCUGGCUGCUGUUUGGCAUCGGAGCCGCACAGUUCCCACUCUGGUGGAUGUGGUACAUCUCCCAACACAGGGAGGGCAGCUUGGGCCAAUCCUUUGUGGCCUCGUUGCGGCCCAGCGAUAAGUGGGGUCCGGCCAAUCCCGAAACGAAACGUCAAUGGGUGAUCUUCAAGAACGAGAAGGCCGCCCAGCGAGCCACCAAGAAGCAGUCCUCCAAGCUGGGCGCCUUCUGGCAGAAGCUGGGCCACUUCUGUGGUAGCAAUACCUAGGGUAUAGAUAUCCGGAAUAGAUCUUCGAUAUCUGAGAUUAGGUUUAUCGUUUAGUAUCCGUGUGUUAGUUGUAUGCCAUUUUCAGCCUCUAUGAAGCCAUCACAAAUGCCGACACAAAGCCACAGGCAGACCCUUCAAACAAAUAUACUUAAAUGUGUGAAGCGGAGUGAUCCCUUGCUAGCAUCAUUUACAUGUACAUAUAUAAUAUAUUAAUAAAUUUCCCGUUUUUUUUUUGUUUUUGUUGUCCUAUGUAUAAAUCGAAUCGUAUCAGAUAAUAAACUAUGAUACUCGUCAUAUUUCAAAA
Drosophila persimilis is the source of this 2476-nucleotide messenger RNA. It is a transcript of the gene NAAT1, whose product is annotated as sodium-dependent nutrient amino acid transporter 1. Gene Ontology annotation, molecular function: L-amino acid transmembrane transporter activity. Gene Ontology annotation, cellular component: membrane. The transcript has 8 exons. Bases 214 to 2172 code for a protein of 652 amino acids. The record is from RefSeq and is a predicted model, not a curated record. Gene Ontology annotation, biological process: sodium ion transmembrane transport. Lineage: Eukaryota; Metazoa; Arthropoda; Insecta; Diptera; Drosophilidae.